AUGACGAUGAUGCCCUCUAUCGAGGCUCUGGCCAUGAUGGGGGCAGACUGCGAGGAAUGUGCUAUCAAGUUCCCGAUAGCGGACGACGAUGUCGAAAAUCCGCCUCUGCAUCUUCUUCUUGACGAGGAGGAGGCGACCCGAGGAGGGGCGGCUGCUACGUACUGGUGGCUGCAGGGCGGCCGGGCAUGGGAUCGGGCGGGGAUGGAGAGGCGGCUGGCAGCAUGGGCGAAGGCUGUUGCCAAUGUAGUUUUAACUUGA
This is a messenger RNA of Spirodela intermedia, 258 nucleotides long. NCBI's taxonomy places the organism in Eukaryota, Viridiplantae, Streptophyta, Magnoliopsida, Alismatales, Araceae. The record is from the annotation of a GenBank genome assembly.